Gryllus bimaculatus (two-spotted cricket) is the source of this 3750-nucleotide messenger RNA. The record is from the annotation of a GenBank genome assembly. NCBI's taxonomy places the organism in Eukaryota, Metazoa, Arthropoda, Insecta, Orthoptera, Gryllidae.
AUGGAUUACGCAAACGAGCGCGGGCGCGGGCGCGGCGCCGGGGGCAGCGCGCAGGCGCAGCGCCACGCCACGCUGGGCGCCGUGCGGACCUCCCUGCGCGCCGCGGUGGGCGACGCCGCGGGCGGCGACCGGCGACGCUCCUCGCGCAAGCCCACCGCAGCAGACCGCGAGGAGGAGGGCGAGGGGGUGGAGUCACCCGAGCUGCUGCCCUACGAGGAGAGCGACGAGGAGGAGCGGGACACGCGCUACGUCAUGGAGCAGCUGCGGCGCAGUCGCGACACGCUCAGGAAAUCCUCCUCCAAGAGGCGAACAGCUGAAGAAGAUAUUCCACUGAUGCAGGUUACUAUGACAACACUGGCCGGCGAGUAUCUUGUCUUUUGGACAAACGGUAUUUUCCUGCUCUUUGUGAAAAGAAAUACGCGAAUAGCUACAAGCGCGCAGCAGCGGGGCGUGGAGCUGGCCGUGCGCCUGCUGCGCGCGCGCCGCGCCGUCUUCCGCAACCUGCAGAUGCCCGUGGGCGGCGUGCUGUCGGCGCCCGGCCUGCCCUACUGCGUGCGCGGCUCCUUCGCGCUCGACCAGUGCUACAAGCGCUACGUCUUCACCGUGCGCAUGCCCGCCAGGCAGUACUGGCGCGUCGUGGAGGGCGGCGUGGAGCGACUCGAGCCGCCCCGCCCGCUCCGCGGCCACGAGCUUCAAGUGUCGUUCCGGAGCGCCAGGGAGGUUCUACGCGCCAACGAGCUCUCCAUCUCGCCGCUGGGGCCCUGCAUCAACUCCAAGAACCCCAAGUACCCGGCAUGGAGCAAAGAGGAGCGAAAGCUUGCCGAGAAGGAGCUGGAAGUUCUCAGGAAGUCUUACAACUGGAUUUUCCCCGAUACUGACUACAGCGGCAGGGGUAGUGGAGGAACCGGAUUUAUCUCCUUCGUCAAAGAAAGAUUGUCUGCUCCCAGACGAUCCUCUGUGAGAACUUUACGUGGUUCCGCGAGCCUUGAAAUAGAAGAGCUUCGAUCAAGCCUGCGGGAAAGCGAAAGGAAAAUGCGAUCCCAAGAGGAAGUACGAGAGUUGGAAGAUGUCCCGGGGGAAACUGAAUUGAGAACGACACUCACUUCCGAAGACUUCGAAUCGGAUGAGGAGGAACCAAGACUCAAAAAGAAGUCAACAAAAUUGUUGCCGGAAGGAGAAGAGUAUGAGCUGCUCGCAGGGGAAGUAGACGAAGACGUCAUAUCGGUGAUAGAAAGAGAUAAAAGAGUAAGCCAAAGGUCGUUGAAGGAGCCUGUUAAACCUCCCCCACGAAAAUCCUCUGAGAAACCUUUACCCACCCGGAAACCUUCUGAACCGACAGACAAACGUAGCCUGUCCAAGACAGAAAAAAAGAGACCGUCCAAAGAAGAGAGGCCGUCACAAGAAACUGAGCAAAUCACUGAAUUGAGAAAGUCAGUCCUUGCCAAGGUUUCCAGAACAGAAGACGUCAGGCCUGAAAGGAAGGCCACCAAAGUGUCAGAGGACGUAGAUUACGAGCCGCCACCAAUCGCGCCGCUAGCUGUCGGAGAAAUAAAACGUACUUCGGCGGUGGCAGAAAAACAGAGAUCGUCUAAAGAAGGUAGGCCAUCGCGCAAACUUGAGGAUGUGGAAGCGAGAAGGUCUGUCCCGACCAAGACUUCCAAAAUCGAGGAACCAAGUGAGCUGCAGAUUGUUACAUCACCUGGAGAAGCUAGAAGACGUAGCACGGCGAUGGCAGAACCAAAGAAACUAUCCAAAGAGAGCAGGACAUCACAAAAACCUGAGAAUGUUGCCGAAUUGAGACAAUUACUCCCUGCCAAAGUUUCCAAAGCAGAGGAACCGAGUGAAUUCCACGCAGAUUCACAGCUAGAAGAAGUCAGAAAGCCUAGCUCGGCGAUGGCAGAGCCAAAGAGGCCAUCCAAAGAAGCCAGGCCAUCACAAGAAGCAGUGGACGCCGCGGGAUUGAGAAAAUCAAUCCCGGCCAAAAUUUCUAAAGUAGAGGAACCGACCCCCAAGAGGGAAUCAGUGGCAGAACCCGAAAGUGAAAAGAGAAUAAGUGAAAGGUCUAUUAGAAAGAGUUCGGAAAUCACCCCAUUAAGCUCAAAAGGCAUUGAACCAACUGAAGAUUCAGUACCUCGUGAAAGCAUAAAAAGUAUACCAAGAACGAGCAGACCCAGCGUAAAGAAAGAAUCAGAAACUGAAAAGGAAGUGAUGGACGAAGAGAAAAGCGACCGACGAAGUUCGUUAAGGUCUUACAAGAGAAGCAUACCUUCAGACGAUAAACCUGAUGCGGAGGAACCAGAAAAAAGGAUCUGGAUUAAGAAAAAGUCGGAAGAACCUGAAAGUUUGUUAAGUGACACCGAAGAUGACAGUACGGAUUUACUUGGUAGGGACGCACAAGAAUCCCGAAGAAGCUCGUUGAAGAAAUCGAUACGCUUCGAUGAAAAAACAGAAACAAGGUGGAUUGAGGAGAAGAUGCCAAUAGAUGUUCAACCUAGAAAAUCUGUAGACUCAGAAACACCGCCCGAAACUGAAAAAAGAAGCACUGUUAGUUUGCGACGGACCUUGGAUAAAGAUUAUACUGUCCUGGAAGAAGAGGGAGAGAUCGAGGAACCGGUGAAAGGUAGAGAAUCGGUGAAAAGCAGGAAAUCGGUGAAAGAAAGGGAAUCGGUGAAAGAAAUCGAACCGGAGAAAGGAAGAGAAUCGGUGAAAAGCAGGGUAUCGGUGAAAGAAAGAGUAUCUGUGAAAGGAAGGGAAUCGGUGAACGGCAGAGAAUCGGUGAAAGAAAGAGAAUCGGUGAAAGAAAGAGUAUCAAUGAAAGGAAGGGAAUCUAUGACCAGCAGAGGGUCGGUGACUGGCAGAGAAUCGGUGGCCGGCAGAGAAUCGGUAAAAGAAAGAGAAUCAAUGAAAGAAAGAGAAUCGUUGAAACAAAGAGAAUCGGUGAAAGGUAGGGAAUCGAUGACCGACAAAGAAUCGGUGACCGGCAGGGAAUCGAUGACCAGCAGAGAAUCGGUGACCGGCAGAGAAUCUGUGAAAGAAAGGGAAUCGGUGAAAAGCAGGGAAUCGAUGAAAGGCAGGGAAUCGAUGAAUCACGAGGAAUCGAUUAAAGAUGAAGAAUCGGUAAAAGAUGAAAUGGUGGAAGAUGAGGAAUCAGUGGGCGAAAAUGAAUCAGUAGGUGAAUUAGAAGAGAGUGACGAAGUAAAGCAGGAUGAAGUAAUGGAAGACGAAGAAAGGACGGAAGACGAGGAAAUGGAAGAUGAGGAGAAAGUUCAACAGGAUGAAACGAUGCAAGAUGAAAACGUAGAGGACGAGGAAGUGGGAGAGGAGGAACAAGUAGAACCGGAGGAAAUAAUGGAAUACGAAGAAAAGGUGGAGGAUGAGGACGCAGAAGAGGAGGAAAAACUAGACCUGCAGGGAGAGGAAGAAGAGGAGGAAGAAGAAGAAAGACCGAAAGAGGUAAAGAAGGUUAAGAAAGAGGAAGAAUUGAAAGACGAGGAAGAAAUGGAAGAAAAGCCACCUGCUCAGAAACCAAAGAAAAAAAGCUCGGUAAAGAAGCCAGAACCACAAGAAAGUGAAGAAGAAGAAGAGGAGGAGGAAGAAGAAGAGGAAGAGGAGGAGGAAGCUGGAGAAGAUAAUAAAAGAAAGUGGUACAGAAAGGCAUUUGCGCAAUGGGUAACGGAAAUGAAAGAAUGGGAUGAAGAAGGGAAGGCACCUAACCGAGAUUCAAUGUUCCGUAAAGGAUUCAAGAUGUGA